This is a messenger RNA of Cuscuta campestris, 2914 nucleotides long. The record is from the annotation of a GenBank genome assembly. Lineage: Eukaryota; Viridiplantae; Streptophyta; Magnoliopsida; Solanales; Convolvulaceae.
CGGGCGCUCUCCCGGUCUCCCCUGUUCCAAUGCAGUCUCUCUCUCUAUCAAAUUUUACCCGCUGCAAUGCGAUUAGUAGUGCGGCGGAGCAAUUUGAAUUGGGCUAACAGAGCAUUAUCGCCGGGUAAAACCCUUUCUUUCCUUCCCAAAUUCCCCUUCAAUUUCUCUGCUUUCUUCCACAAUGGUGUAGCUGUUAUGCCAAAUAUUCACGAUUCGUACCUGCAUCAUAGUAAAUCAAGGUUUAAGAGCAUCAAGAAGCUUGAUGAUGCAAUUCUAUUGUACCGUCACAUGGUCCGGGUUCAUCCCCGUCCUCCAAUCAUCCAAUUCAACCAUCUCUUGAAUGCCGUUGUGAAGAUGGGCAGCUAUACUGAUGCUGUAUCUCUGUUUCAAGAUAUUUGUGCUUCUGGUGUUUUUCGGAUAAAUCAGUACACUCUGGGCAUUGUUGCCAACUCUCUCAUCCAUUUGCACCAAGUAGAUUUGGGUUUUGCUGUCUUGGGCACCCACUUGAAGCUCGGCCUUGUGCCCAAUGUCAUUUUGUUCACCACCUUACUCAAAGGGUUGUUCCUUCAAGGUCGGGAUCGAGAUGGUAUUUGGUUGUUCCGGAAGUUGUUGAAUGAGAAGUUGUGCGAGCUCACUGAAGUCACGUUGAUUGUACUAGUUGAUGGCCUCUGCAAGGCAGGACGCACUGGCGAGGCUAUUAAGUUUCUUGAUUUGUUUGACGAGAAAGGAAAUUGCAAGCUAAAUGUAUAUGCAUAUAGCACCGUCAUCGACUCUUUGUGCAAGGGUGAGAUGGUGGACGAUGCCCUUGUCCUGUUGGCCAAGAUGAUGGGAAAGGGCAUUCCUCCCAAUGUUGUGACCUAUAGUUCCCUAAUACACGGACUAUGUACAUUUAGUCGGUGGGAAGAGGUCAAGGAGUUAUUGAAAAGAAUGAUGGAUUAUGGAAUUCCUCUCAAUGCCCAUACAUACAGCAUAUUAGUGGAUGGGUUGUGCAAGGAAGGAUGGGUCAGCCAUGUUGAAAAAAUCAUAGAUACAAUGAUUCAAAAAGGUGUAGAUCCCGAUGUAGUCACGUACAAUGCUUUGAUGGAUGGGUACUGCAUACAGGGGAAGAUGGACAGUGCUUUGGAACUCUUAAAGAACAUGAUACACAGGGGAUGCAACCCUGAUAUUAGGACUUACAAUACAUUAAUAAAUGGGUAUUGCAAGAGUGGGUGUUUAGAUAAGGCCAUGGAAUUACUUGAAACAAUCCCUAGCAUCGGCCUAAAGCCAACGGUCGUUACCUACAGCUGUAUCUUGGAGGGCUUAUUUCAAGCUGGGAGAUGUGAUGAUGUGGAGAACUUUUUUAACAAGAUGGUAGAAGAUCGAGAACAUCCGAAUCUUGUCACCUACAAUAUAAUUUUGGAUGGCUUCUGCAAGAACAAUCGUGUUCCUCAAGCGCUUUCUUUACUGAGGAUGAUGGAAGCUAAAGGUCCUAUCCCCGAUAUCGUUAGCUAUAGUACCCUCAUAAAUGGACUAUUCAAUGAUGGAAAAUCAUGCAGUGCAAUAGAAUUGUUCAAUUCUCUUUGCUCUAAAGGUCUACGGCCAGAUAUGAAAAGUUACAAAACUAUGAUAAGGGGACUUUGCCUAGAAGGCUUGCUAGAAGAUGCAAAAAAUAUGCUCAAGGAGAUGGAGAAAAAUGGCAUUUUUCCAGAUAGUUGGGUAUACAAUGAACUGAUCUAUGGGUUAAUGAAAAAGAAUAAGCAAUGUGAUGCUAUAUUACUCGUGGAGGAGAUGUCAAGAAGACUUGGAUUCUCGCCUGACAAUAGAACUUGUGAGAUUUUACUCAAGUCAAUCGUAAAACAAGGACCCGAUUCCACUCUGCUUCAUAUGCUUCUGAAUAUCAAAGAGAAUGAUGAAAAAUCCAUAUCUUGAAUCUUUUUCUGGACCAAAUUCAUCCUAUGUUUCAAAUGGUAGAUUCUAAUUUACCCCACAAAUGUUUGCUAAAAGUGUGUGUUUAUUCAUAUUGGUACAAUGCUUUAGUUAAAGAAUGGCCUGUUUUGGAAUUUCCCUAUAAUUGUUACUCCCUCCGUCCGGAAAUAAUCUUCUCAUUUCUCCGUCCGGGGAUAAUCUUCCCAUUUCAAUUUUUCAUACACAAACUACCCAAAAUACCCCCACUCAUUUAUCACCCUCUCUCUCCUCCCUCAUUUCUUGGCCUUGUCUCUGCUCUUCUAUUUCUCACUUUCCCUUCUUCUUCUCUCCCCCCCCCCAUAUUCUUUCACGCCUCUUUUUUCUCUCUCAAGACCUGCUCCUCCUCCUCUGUCUCCUUCCUUCCCUCAUAUUCUUUCUCCAGAUCCGCUCAUUUGUCUUCCAGAUUUGCCAGGUUUGGACAGAUCUGUUCUUGAUAUGGCAAUGGCGGCAGCGGUUGGGUAGGACUAGCGAUGGCGGUGACUGAUGCAAUGGUAUGAGUUGCGGUGAUGGUGCUCGGGGUGGGCAAAGAUGGUUGAAUGAAUAGAUUUAAAAUACACUCAUGAGAGGAAAAGAAAAAAAGAGAAGAAAAACAAUUUAAAUUUUAAAGAAUUGAGAUCAAUAAAAAGUAGAUGAACCCAUAAUUUAAAAAGAAACAAAAAAAUCCACAAGGGUGCAUGGAGAAGACCAGAGUGUCGCUGAGGGCAAAAAAGGAAUGAUCCGCAAAUGCCAAACUGAAAUGCUGGGUGGUCUGGCAUUUUCAUUUUUAGCUGUUUAGAUUAAGAAGCCAAUUUCAAAAGCCAUCCACCAAACAAUUUUUUUUGUUCUUUGGCAGGUCCAAGUCAUUAAUGAUAGUCAAACAGCCAAUUCUUGGCGGAUCUGCCAAGUGCCAAACAUGGCCAUUGUGGAAGCAAAUGGCAGAAGGCUGGUGAGGGCAGUGGUAAUAGUGGCUAAAGAAAAGGGUAAUUUGGAC